Molecule: messenger RNA, 6513 nt
Organism: Talpa occidentalis (Iberian mole)
Lineage: Eukaryota; Metazoa; Chordata; Mammalia; Eulipotyphla; Talpidae
Gene: NLN
Product: neurolysin
Exons: 14
Coding region: 428-2473 (681 amino acids)
Biological process (GO): peptide metabolic process; proteolysis
Cellular component (GO): mitochondrial intermembrane space
Molecular function (GO): metalloendopeptidase activity
Source: RefSeq, a predicted model, not a curated record
CAGUUCUCCAGAGGCAGAGCCACUGAAGUGAAAGAGAUCAGCAUACCAGCAUACAAAAUGAAGAGUGAGCUUGAAUUUGUAACAAAGGAGAAGACAAAGAAUAUUCAGCAACAUGAUGAUGAGAGUGAAAAGCAGAGACCAUACAGAUAGAAAAAUUCUCAAUACAUCAAAAUGUUGUAGUUAGAAAUAUAACAUAAUCCUUCUAUCUCCAUUACUUUUCUUUGAUAAUGAAAAUUAUAGAUCCUGGAAGGAAUUAAGAUAAAAUUAUGGAAGGAAAUUAUGAUAAGGAUGGGGUCACUUUUAAUUGCAACAGCAGCUGUACAGGGUGAUUAUAGGCAGAUCUCUUGUGCUAAGGUAGAGGUACUGACUUCUUUAUCGGUUUAACCGAGUCAAAUUCAGAGUUGGUGGUUCCAGGAUUUUAUUCAGAAUGACUUUAGGAAGAGAAGGGAUGUCUCCCCUUCAGUCAAUGUCUUCCUAUGCUACUGCUGGUAGAAAUGUUUUAAGAUGGGAUCUUUCACCAGAACAAAUUAAAACGAGAACUGAGGAGCUCAUUGUGCAAACCAAACAGGUGUAUGAUACUAUUGGAAUGCUUGACAUCAAGGAAGUAACUUACGAGAACUGUUUACAGGCACUGGCAGAUGUAGAAGUGAAAUAUAUAGUGGAACGAACCAUGCUAGACUUUCCCCAGCAUGUCUCCCCUGACAAAGAAGUACGGGCAGCAAGUACAGAAGCGGACAAAAAACUUUCUCGUUUUGAUAUCGAGAUGAGCAUGAGAGAAGAUAUAUUUCUGAGGAUUGUUCAUUUACAGGAAACUUGUGAUCUGGGGAAUAUAAAGCCUGAAGCCAGACGAUACUUGGAAAAGUCAGUUAAAAUGGGGAAAAGGAAUGGGCUUCAUCUUCCAGAACAAGUACAGAAUGAAAUCAAAGCAAUGAAGAAAAGAAUGAGUGAGCUCUGCAUUGACUUUAACAAAAACCUCAAUGAGGAUGAUACCUUCCUUGUAUUUUCCAAGGCUGAGCUUGGUGCUCUUCCUGAUGAUUUCAUUGACACUUUAGAAAAAACAGAUGAUGACAAGUAUAAAAUUACCUUAAAAUAUCCACACUAUUUUCCUGUCAUGAAAAAAUGUUGUAUUCCUGAAACCAGAAGGAAGAUGGAAAUGGCUUUUAAUACAAGGUGCAAAGAGGAAAACACUGUAAUUCUACAGCAGCUACUACCACUGAGGGCCAAAAUAGCCAAAUUGCUUGGCUAUAGCACACAUGCUGACUUCGUCCUUGAAAUGAACACUGCGAAGAGUACAAGCCAUGUAACAGCCUUUCUAGAUGAUUUAAGCCAGAAAUUAAAGCCCUUGGGUGAGGCAGAACGAGAUUUUAUUUUGAAUUUGAAGAAAAAGGAAUGUGAAGAGAGAGGUUUUGAAUACGAUGGGAAAAUCAAUGCCUGGGAUCUGUAUUAUUACAUGACGCAGACAGAAGAACUCAAGUACUCCAUAGACCAAGAGAUCCUCAAGGAAUACUUCCCAAUUGAAGUGGUUACUGAAGGCCUGCUGAACAUCUAUCAAGAGUUGUUGGGACUUUCAUUUGAGCAAGUGACGGAUGCUCAUGUGUGGAAUAAAAGUGUUACACUUUACACUGUGAAGGAUAAAGCUACAGGAGAAGUACUAGGACAGUUCUACCUGGACCUCUAUCCAAGGGAAGGAAAAUAUAACCACGCAGCCUGCUUUGGUCUGCAGCCUGGCUGUCUCCUCCCCGAUGGGAGCCGCAUGAUGUCUGUGGCUGCCCUCGUGGUGAACUUCUCACAGCCAGUAGCCGGGCGUCCCUCUCUCCUGAGGCACGAUGAGGUGAGGACUUACUUCCAUGAAUUUGGUCAUGUCAUGCAUCAGAUUUGUGCACAGACUGAUUUUGCACGAUUUAGUGGAACAAAUGUGGAAACUGACUUUGUAGAGGUACCAUCACAAAUGCUUGAAAAUUGGGUGUGGGACAUUGAUUCCCUCCGAAGACUGUCAAAGCAUUAUAAAGAUGGAAGCCCUGUUUUGGAUGAUCUCCUUGAAAAACUUGUUGCUUCCAGACUGGUUAACACAGGUCUUCUGACCUUACGCCAGAUUGUUUUGAGCAAAGUUGAUCAGUCUCUCCACACCAACCCAUCGCUGGAUGCUGCAAAUGAAUAUGCCAAAUACUGCAAAGAAAUUUUAGGUGUUGCAGCUACUCCAGGCACAAAUAUGCCAGCUACCUUUGGGCAUUUGGCAGGGGGAUAUGAUGGCCAAUAUUAUGGAUAUCUCUGGAGUGAAGUGUUUUCCAUGGACAUGUUCUACAGCUGUUUCAAAAAAGAAGGGAUAAUGAAUCCAGAGGUUGGAAUGAAAUACAGAAAUCUAAUCCUGAAACCUGGAGGAUCUCUGGACGGCAUGGACAUGCUCCAAAAUUUCUUGAAACGUGAGCCAAACCAAAAAGCGUUCCUAAUGAGUAGAGGCCUGCAUGGUCUGUAAACUGGGGAUCUUUGGUAGCGAUCCAUGUCUGGAGGACAAGUCAACAUCGCCAUGUGUUGCUGGCCUGGAAACUGAAGGGAGUUUUGCAAAUGAAAAUUUAGAUUUCUAUUGACUUCCUUUUGUUUUUUUAUUUGAAAAUACAGAUGUAAAUGGAAUUAUAAAUACUGUGACUUAAGAAAACCCAUCAGAAAAUGGUUGUACUAUAAAUUUCAUAAAAAUGAAUUUGAUUUCUUUUUAUAAAAGUUUCAUAUGAAUGUAAUUUGAUUUUUUACUAUUGUAAUCUAGAUAAUGUAAGAGGGCUAAGAAUUUUUAAAUUGAAUCAUAUACAUUAUAUAAUUUGAUCCUUCUUAUAUCUUGAAGUUUUCUACUUAGGAUUUCUGGACUGAUAAAUGAAUCAUCACAUUCCUCUGGUAAAUGUUUUCUUGGAGUCUUGCCAUCAACUUUGACUCUGUCUCGCAGUGACUUGUGACCCCUUUGCGUGCAUACCUCAGGGCCGGGGGAUUGUGCCUCGGUAAUGCAUUUAUCUUUGUAUUGCAGGCCUCAUGAGUCUCAAAUGUCUCCCACACUUAAAUUAUGUUCCUCCAUUUGGAUUUGUCUUUUCUGUUGAAAGUAACAUCAGAGAGUACAAAAGAAUUGUAGGUUUUAACUGAAACUGACCUAACAUCUAUUUCAGGGUUUUAUAUCUUGUAUCAAAGGUUCAUUUCCACAUUAGCAUAUAAGAUUAUCAGACUUUUGGCAUAUUUACGAAUUAGAACACUGAAGCAAGUCCAAGGAUAUUUUUCUCUUCUCAUUUUUGUCAUAAGGCACAUAAUACAGUUAUGUGCCUCCUUCAGUGCCCACCUUACCCAAAGGUCCACUUGGGCCUGUCACAAAUGGCUGUUGGAGUGCCAUGGGAAGAGAGCUGAGGUGCUGAGGCACAGGAGAGUUCAGAAUCUCUAAAAGAGUAGUGGAUUCUGGACAGAAGUGUUUGAGGAGAGUUGCUCCCAAGUGUUCUAUACGUGCUUCAAUGCAGACAUGAGGAGGAGGCACUUCAGUAGCCCAUUUUGUCUGCCAAGUUUUAUUUUAAGUGAACCUUUGAAUCUCUGUUUGACUCUGUUAACCGUGGUUCUAAGUCCCAAUCACAGCAGACCAAUAAACUCAUUAUACUUAUUUUCCCUAAAGGAAUCUACUCAAUAAGGAAACAGGAUAAUAAAAAUUUUCUUUAAUUACAAAAACCUAAACUUUGUGUGUGUACUGCAUCAGUCAUUCAUUUGUUCCCCAAUAAAGUUCGAUUUUGCUGGCCAAAGACAAAAUUAGAACUUUUCUAUUUUCCAGUUGAAAUGAACAUUGUGCUAAAUUUAAAAAAAAAAAAGCAUUAUAUUCUUUUAUGGAAUUAUAGAACGCAAAAAAAAAGUCAAGAACUAUAGCAACAGAGAAGAAAAUUCUAAGAUUGUUACUGCCAAGCAAAUACCUUAAACAUCCCCACGAAAUCCUACCCUCCCUUCUGAGACAAUCGCCUGGCCCUUCUCUCUCCCACACUCACUGAACAGCUCUGCCUCCAGUCCCCACAGCUGUCUUUUUGGUCUGUCUUAGCAACCUGUGGUACUUUUCUUGUUUUUCCCCAGACUGUUAAUGUUCUCCAGUUUCGACAAAAACUCUCUUCAGCUUUUUCUACUGUCCAAUGUACCUCCUUAAAAGCAACUUAUAUCAUUUUAAAUCUUAACUUAUUUCAUAUGAAAAAAACUAAUACUUGGUGUGAAAAAGGCUGCACACAAUAAAGUUACAUUAUUAUUUACCCAGAAGAAUGAGCUCACAUUUCUUUGAUGCUUAGUGUUGAACUGAAAUGCAUAAGAGAACAAAAGCACUAUGUUAUUCUUUUUUAUUUAGGGUCCACAUUGAACACUUAAAAUUACCCAAAAAGAGCAACAAAAUCAAGUACUCACUUAAAAAAGGUCUCUAAUAUAAUUCAAAACCAAGGGCUUAUUUUAUUAAGCCUUUUUGAAUGCAGCCAUCUACCUUUCUCAUCCCCCCCAGAUCAAAGCAUAAACUGGCAGGUUCUCUAAGCAGCGGCAAACUAAGACAAUUGUUACUGGUCAACCUGCACUUCAGAUUUAUGGACUGAGCCACAUAUAAGAAAGUCUCCUUUGGUUAUUGGUCCAGGAUAUUUUGUUCUCUUUCAGGUUUUGGAGGUCUUGUGUGUUGCUAUGGUAAGUUGUUAAAAAUUUUACGUUAAUAUCAAGUAGGCCUGAUUCCUGAGGGUUUAAUGUUAAGAUGCUACAGAGAAGAGAAAGAAAAAUCCUGAUGUUAUGCCACCUAAUAUAGAAUUUUUUUCCUCUGGUACAAAUAAUGAUGUUACUUAGAUAGGUAUUAUCACCUGUGCAUUAUAUCAAACUCUUGCCUUUCUAAAGCUAAUAUAAUGAAAUUUGGCCAGCUAUAGCUUAUUAGACAUGAAAAACUACAUUGUGUAAGAGGACUAAAUAGAAAAAAUUGUUCUUAAAAAAUAUUGAUAUCAUUUUGUAUUUGCACUCUUUAUUUGCCUUAACUAGUAGGUAAUAACUUGACUUUCUCCUUUACCAUUUUGUCUUUAGACUUUGUGUGUGUACUGAUCCUGCCUCCCCAGUCCAAUGGAUCAGCUGGUUGGUUUAUGACCUUUUUUUUUUUCCCUAUCAUGCACAUUAAGAAUUUUUUAUGCUCCAAGGAAAUGCAUUAAAAUACUAAUCCCCCAAAUCAGGUUUAGGCAUAGUUAACUGAAUCCCAAGGAGUAUUAAAAGAGAAACCCUAUCUCAUCUGAAUAGAUGCAGUGACCAAGACUUCAUUCUCCCCUCAACAAAACAUUACUGCAAUUAUGUGUAUCACAUCAGAAAUUGGAUAGCUCCUCAAAAUUGAAUAUGCCUUCUCUUGUGAAUGUUUGGUGAAAAUAGAAGCAAAAAAGACAUACAUGCUUUUAUUUUCCUUGAAAAACAGUCAAUGUCCAAAGCUUAUUUGUCUAUUCAUCUUUAAUGGAGAAAUUUCCACUGAGAACACCCAUAUAGGUGAUUUUCUAAUACCGUAUCAAGAUAGGGUAAAGGUUAUAAAAUCUAUAUACUAGAUUAAAGUAGCCUUAUCCAGCAUGCUUACAAGGUUAUAAAUAUCUUGCAAAAAAAUGUUUUGAAAAAUUGAGCUAAUGUCUCACAUAGCCCUCUCCAGUGAGUGAGUCUUGAGUUUUUAUUUGGUUGAAUUUCCUAGUAAUUGUCUUUCCUAUUAAAAUAUAGGCUCAAUGUAACCAGUUCACUAUGUAUAUAAAAGAAAAGGGAAGAGGUAAAUAUGACAUAGGCUCCCUGUUUCUGGUCACAUGAGUUGACACCCAUGUUAGCUACUUAUUUGUCUGAAGAUUCACCUAAAAUUUUACUGCCAUAAUAAAGGUAACCUGUCUCUAGCAUUUGUCAUCAGAGAAACUGUAUGGCUAAUACUAGUUUAAGGGAAUAGUGUUCACUAAAGCCAGUAAAACAUUCAGUAUCUCUAACUGACAUUUUUGCUGUGUUGGAAGAUAUGGCUGGAUAAUCAUUUGUCAGGUAGAUCCUAGUUAUUGAAACAAUUGCAGUGGCGAGUAAUUAUUCACAUAAAACCGAGGAAAAUUCUCAGUCCUUUGGAUGAAGACACAAAAAAUUUCAUAGAUGAUAUUACCAAAAUGGAAGAUAACCAAGCUGAAAUGGUUAAUUAUGAUGAUGUUGAGAUUUUAAAUUAUUUCGGUGCUGACAAAUUUAAGAUGAAAUUAAAUGUCUUCCAUUGCCAAGGUCAAGGAAGGGGAAACUUGACUACUUGAUAGUGGUACUCAGAUAAAAAGACCUAGCAGGGCCUCCCCUGGUGGCGCAGGCGGUUGAGCACAGCGCUGUGACGCUGCCUGCAGCCUCUGCAGUGCUGGUUCGAUCCCCAGCCGCAGGCGAGGGUCCCACAUGGUGCGACAGACUUCUCCUGCCAUGCCUGCUGCUCCCUACAGCAGUGUAUCGUCAGUCUGCCUGUUCUGCUCCCCGCUCUGGCUCUGGUGAAUUCUCUCACCCUCCCACGCUUCUGACUGUACCCAG